AUGAAUAAAUACCCACGAAGACCAGAUGACUACAACCAACUUCUAUCAUCACCAUCUACCUCCGACGACAAACUGAUCAGAAAAUCCAAAAUGGUUCAUGUGAGUUACAACAGAGUUGGCCGGAGAUAUUAUGCAACCAGAGGUUUCCGGCUAAACGUCAAGAGAUUUUACGUUCAACGUCUACGCCCAAAGUUCUUUAAUUUCUUCAAGAAUCUAAUACGUUCAUGGAGGUCGAGUUCUUCUGCUUUGUAUGAGAAGUGUUCAACGAGAGGUGGAGGCCAAUUAAACCUUGUCGCGAAGGAGAACGCGUAUCGUUUAAGAUCGUUUGGGAGGUCGAAUUCUUUCUACUCGGAAGCCAUUGAAGACUGUUUGGAGUUUAUAAAGCGUUCGUCUGUUUCUUCUGAUGAUAAACCGGAAUUAUAG
This is a messenger RNA of Lactuca virosa, 423 nucleotides long. The record is from the annotation of a GenBank genome assembly. NCBI's taxonomy places the organism in Eukaryota, Viridiplantae, Streptophyta, Magnoliopsida, Asterales, Asteraceae.